AUGACAGCUGCCACACCGCUCCGUUUCCAAAUCUUGGAACCCAGACAGAUUGAAUCACCUACUAGUAGCGCUGCAGUUAUUAGGAAGCGAAAGGAUGAUCAACAUAAGUUGAAGCUAGAGGGUCUCUCUCAAAGGUGCCCUCAUGGUCAAAGGGCAUGUCGCCUGCAUGAGGGGAACGACGAAGCUUACGAGUGUAUUGAUACGAGUCAUGAAUUGGAAUCUUGCGGUGGAUGCAUUCACGGUGAAAUGGGAAUCGGUCAUGACUUCGGCUCUCCAAGGCACCCGAUUGGUGUGGACUGCACCUUACUUCCCGGAAUUACUCCUAACGGCGUGGCAUGCUUCGAGAACCGAUGUUUUGCGUUCGAUUGUGAAGAGGGAUUCCUUCUUGUUGAUCAGACAUGUGUGCGAAAAGGAUUAUGA
Molecule: messenger RNA, 420 nt
Organism: Kwoniella botswanensis
Lineage: Eukaryota; Fungi; Basidiomycota; Tremellomycetes; Tremellales; Cryptococcaceae
Exons: 4
Coding region: 1-420 (139 amino acids)
Source: RefSeq, a predicted model, not a curated record